Molecule: messenger RNA, 2217 nt
Organism: Stegastes partitus (bicolor damselfish)
Lineage: Eukaryota; Metazoa; Chordata; Actinopteri; Pomacentridae
Product: sodium-dependent neutral amino acid transporter SLC6A17-like
Exons: 11
Coding region: 1-2217 (738 amino acids)
Biological process (GO): L-leucine transport; proline transport; glycine transport
Cellular component (GO): synaptic vesicle; plasma membrane
Source: RefSeq, a predicted model, not a curated record
AUGCCUAAGAACAGCAAGGUGACGCAGCGCGAGCAGAGCAAUGAGCACGUCACAGAGUCGGUGGCCGACCUGCUCGCACACGAGGAGCCGCUCGACUACAAGAACAGCUCCCUGAACGUCGGAGGGGCCGCGGGGAAGAAAGUCCCGCAGAUAGAGGUGCCCGAAAACGAUGGACGGCCCGCCUGGAACAGCAAACUGCAGUACAUCCUGGCCCAGGUGGGCUUCUCUGUGGGGCUGGGGAACGUGUGGCGCUUCCCUUACCUGUGCCAAAAGAAUGGAGGAGGUGCCUAUCUGGUUCCCUACUUCAUCCUCCUCCUCAUCAUCGGCAUCCCUCUCUUCUUCUUGGAGCUGGCGGUGGGUCAGAAGAUCCGACGUGGGAGCAUCGGGGUCUGGAACUACGUCUGUCCUCGUCUGGGCGGGAUAGGGAUGUCAAGUCUGAUGGUGUGUGGCUUUGUGGGUCUCUACUACAACGUGAUCAUCGGUUGGAGCAUCUUCUAUUUCUUCCAGUCCUUCCAGUAUCCUCUACCGUGGAGCGACUGCCCAAUCAGAAAGAACGGGACGCUUGCCAUUGUGGAGCCGGAGUGUGACAAAAGCUCGGCUACGACCUAUUUCUGGUACCGUCAGACCCUGAACACGACCAGCACCAUCGCUGAGAGCGGCGGGCUCAACGUCAAAAUGACCCUGUCUCUGCUGGUGGCCUGGAUCAUCGUCUGCCUCGCCGUCAUUAAAGGAAUCGCCUCCUCUGGGAAGGUGAUGUACUUCAGCUCUCUGUUCCCCUACGUGGUGCUGUUCUGUUUCCUGGUCAGAGGUUUGAUGCUGAAGGGAUCGGUGGACGGCAUCGCACACAUGUUUACUCCCAAGUUGGAGAAGAUGCUGGAGCCUCAGGUGUGGAGGGAGGCGGCCACCCAGGUCUUCUUCGCUCUGGGUCUGGGCUUCGGAGGAGUCAUCGCCUUCUCCAGCUACAAUAAGAUCGACAACAACUGUCAUUUUGACGCCGUGCUCGUCUCUUUCAUCAACUUCUUCACCUCCGUUUUGGCCACGCUGGUGGUGUUCGCCGUGCUGGGCUUCAAGGCCAACAUCAUGAAUGAAAAGUGUGUCGUGGAGAAUGCAGAGAAGAUCCUGGGAUACCUCAACUCCAACGUCCUGAGUCACGAUCUUAUUCCUCCACAUGUAAACUUUUCCCAUCUCACCACGUCGGACUACGCUGAGAUGUACGGAGUCAUCAAGACGGUGAAGGAGGACGGCUUCGCCCAGUUGGGUCUGGAGCCUUGUGUCCUGGAGGACGAGCUCAACAAGUCGGUCCAGGGCACCGGUUUGGCCUUCAUCGCCUUCACGGAAGCCAUGACCCAUUUCCCGGCGUCUCCGUUCUGGUCCGUCAUGUUCUUCUUCAUGCUCAUCAACCUCGGCCUGGGCAGCAUGAUCGGCACCAUGACUGGCAUCACCACGCCCGUCCUCGACACCUACAAAGUUCAGAAGGAGCUUUUUACAGUGUGCUGCUGCAUUGUGGCCUUCUUCUGCGGCCUGUUGUUUGUUCAGCGCUCUGGGAACUACUUCGUCACCAUGUUUGAUGACUAUUCAGCCGGUCUGCCUCUCACGGUGGUGGUCAUCCUGGAAAAUCUGUCUGUCGCUUGGAUAUACGGCACUAAAAGGUUCAUGCAGGACCUGGAGGACAUGCUGGGUUUCCGACCGUGUAUCAUCUACUUCUACCUGUGGAAGUACGUCUCCCCGAUCUGUCUCAUCGUGCUCAUCUCAGCCACCGUCAUAGAGAUGGCCAUCAGCCCACCAGGAUACAACGCCUGGGUUGAAGAGCUGGCUCAGGAGCGCUUCCAGAGUUACCCUCCCUGGGCUCUGGCCAUGUGCUUCGCCCUUAUCGUCGUGGCCAUGCUUCCCCUCCCCGUUGUCUUCAUCGCUCGCCACUUCAACCUGAUGUCGGACGGCUCCAACAAGCUGUCUGUGUCCUACCGGAAAACUAUGAUGAAAGACAUCUCCAACCUGGAGGAGCAGGACGAGGCCAGAUUCAUCCUCGGCGCAAAACCCGGAGAGGCCCCCACAGCGCCGGCACGCAGAGCCUACCUGACCCCUGGAGGGAACAAACCCACGGACCCCAACUCCCUGUCACCAAACAGCUGCUACGGUACGAGCUACCAAAACGCUGCCAUAAGCCCGACCACACCGAGCACACCGGACACGCCUGUGACGCCGGAGUCUGACUCUUGA